GCAACCGGUUACUCUUCGAAGACAAAGUGCAAUUUGCGGCAACUGUCGCGGUGGGUUUGUUCAAGAGCUUGAUGAUAUAUUGAGCAUGAAUGUUGAACAUCACAACCAGAGGCCAGGUUUUAUGGAAGCAGUCUCGAAUUUUUUGAGACAGCAAGCAGCUCAAACAUCCAUUAGAAAUAACAAUUCGGACAAUAGAGGGAGAUCAGAUUCACAAGCCCAACAUAGUAAUUUGUGGAAUCCUUUGUUGAUUUUUAGUGGCGAGAUGACCAGCAAUGAUGGGCUCCUAGACCUGUUUAAUGAGGCUCUCGUGUUGAGGCGAGAGAAUGGUGGUGAUUAUUUUGUGGGCCCUGGAGUAGAAGAAUUUUUUGAACAUAUUUCAAGUGAUGACCAACGAGUCCCUCCUCCAGCUUCCAGAUCUUUAAUUGAUGCAUUGCCUACUGUGAAAAUCUUGAAGAAGCAUGUUCGCUCUGAUUCACACUGUGCUGUUUGUAAAGAAAAAUUUGAGUUAGGGUCCCAGGCGAAGAAAUUGCCCUGUAAACAUAUAUACCACUUGGACUGCAUUGUUCCAUGGCUGGAACAGCGAAGCUCGUGCCCCGUCUGUCGCCAGGAGCUGGCACCACAGAGAUCAGGUGAUGGCUCAAAUGGUCAAAACAGAAGCGGUAGUAGGAAUAUUAUGGGAAGGGAAAACAGAAACCUGAAUCGUGAAAGGCGGAGUUCAUGGUCGUUCUUAUGGCCUUUUAGGUCAUCUCAUUCCAACUCUCACCAUAACAGAACAGCUGGAAGCAGCUCAGCAUCAAACCAUCAAGAAAGUCACCAUACAGAGUACUCUCUUUGGCCUCUUGCAUAA
Molecule: messenger RNA, 847 nt
Organism: Ilex paraguariensis (yerba mate)
Lineage: Eukaryota; Viridiplantae; Streptophyta; Magnoliopsida; Aquifoliales; Aquifoliaceae
Source: the annotation of a GenBank genome assembly